Cotesia glomerata is the source of this 708-nucleotide messenger RNA. RefSeq lists its product as uncharacterized. The record is from RefSeq and is a predicted model, not a curated record. Lineage: Eukaryota; Metazoa; Arthropoda; Insecta; Hymenoptera; Braconidae. The transcript has 3 exons. The coding region runs from base 127 to 687 and encodes 186 amino acids.
GCAACACUGAGCAGAGAUUACCUGAACUUGGCUCUAAGACAUUGGUAUAUAGUUUAAAGCCGCAAUUAAUUAUAAAAUUCAUUACAUUGUAUUUUACAUGUUAUUAUUAGCAGUUAUUGAUGAACAAUGGCUCACCAGUUAUUAUUAUCUACUAAUAAACUAGAAAAAUUGAUAUUUAAGUCUUUAAAUAAUAAUCGAAAUCGAUUUAAAAUAUGUCGUUCAAUUUUAUAUUUAAAAAAUAAUAUAAAAUUGUCUUCUUGUGGAGAGACACUUGAACAAAAUUGGUUGUUAUUGACUGGGAAGCCUCCUAAAGGGUUUGAAAAAUUUUUUAAACCAAAUGGAAAAACAUCGGCAAAACCAAAUGAAUCAGCUGGCACGAAAUCUGAAACUUCACAAAGUCAACAACAAAGUUCAUCGAGCACGUCACCACCACCACCACCACCUCCUCCACCACCACGGCCUUUAUCUAGUGAAAAACCAGUAAACCAGUUUUUAUCAGGAAUAUUCAAACCUACUGCGAGGGGUAGUGGAAGUGGAGGCGGCGGUGGAAAACCGUUUAAUAAUGACAGAGACAAAUGGGUAAUUGCCGGAAUAAUUGGUGCCAUUGGUAUAAUUGGUUCUAUGGUAUAUUUCGAAGUCGGUGCCAAAGAAAUAACUUGGCGAGAAUUUGUAUACAGGUUAGCAUAAUAAAUUCCUUUUCUAGUUAUU